This is a messenger RNA of Fomitopsis serialis, 1353 nucleotides long. RefSeq names its product DEAD-domain-containing protein. The record is from RefSeq and is a predicted model, not a curated record. Gene Ontology annotation, molecular function: RNA helicase activity; nucleic acid binding; ATP binding. NCBI's taxonomy places the organism in Eukaryota, Fungi, Basidiomycota, Agaricomycetes, Polyporales, Fomitopsidaceae. The transcript is spliced from 5 exons. Bases 1 to 1353 code for a protein of 450 amino acids.
AUGCCCACGCCGGAAGAAGCUUCGACGUCGUCCACCCCUGCUCCUACGUUCAAAUCUUUGGGCCUCAUUGACCCUCUACUCGAGGCUCUUGACCAAUUGAACUUCAAGACCCCCACGGAUAUCCAAGCUGAAGCUCUUCCGCAUGCGUUGCAAGGCAGAGAUAUCAUCGGUGUAGCAUCUACCGGGUCGGGAAAGACGGCAGCAUUUGCUCUUCCUAUUCUGCAAAAACUAUGGGAAGAACCGAAGGGCUUGUUCGCCUGCGUCCUCGCACCGACGCGAGAGUUGGCGUACCAGAUAUCACAGCAUUUUGAAGGCUUGGGAGCCGCCAUGGGGGUCAGAUGCGCAACAAUCGUAGGAGGGAUGGACACGAUGUCCCAAGCAGUCGCACUGGCUAAGCGACCACACAUAGUGGUCGCUACCCCGGGACGUCUGAACGACCACCUGGAGAAUACGAAAGGUUUCAGUUUACGAGGGUUGAAGUUUCUGGUCAUGGACGAGGCCGACCGACUGCUUGACAUGGAUUUCGGUCCCAUCAUAGACAAAAUCCUGAAAGUCAUCCCGCGAGAGCGCACCACGUACCUUUUCUCGGCGACAAUGACUACGAAGGUCCAAAAGCUACAGCGGGCCAGUUUGUCGAACCCUGUUCGGGUUGAAGUGUCCGAAAAGUACUCUACUGUAUCGACGUUGUUGCAAUAUUAUCUCUUUAUGCCAUUGCCUCAGAAGGACGUGCAUCUCGUCUACCUUGCGAACUCACUGGCGCAAAACUCCAUCAUCAUCUUCACUCGGACUGUUCAUGAUGCCCAACGGGUAUCAAUCAUACUACGGACAUUAGGCUUCCCGGCUGUUCCGUUACAUGGACAGCUAAGCCAAAGCGCACGUCUCGGGGCACUAGCCAAGUUCAAGAGUGGUGGGCGAAAGGUGUUGGUUGCGACCGACGUUGCGAGCCGUGGACUGGACAUCCCUCACGUUGACGUCGUGAUCAACUACGACGUACCUACGCAUUCCAAAGACUACAUUCACCGAGUCGGCCGUACAGCCCGAGCCGGUCGCUCUGGAAAGUCAAUUACGCUGGUGUCCCAGUACGACGUCGAGUUGAUCCAGCGCAUCGAGGGAACGCUAGGAGGCAAACAGAUGGAGCUAUGGCCGACAGAUGCGGAGGAGAUUGCGCUACUGCGGGAGCGGGUGGAUGAAGCGGGAAGAGUAGCCGUGCAUGAGAUGAAGGAUCAGGGAUCCAAGGGUGGUCACGGGAAGAAACGACGGAGGGACGCAGGUGGGGCGGACGACAGAGACAGAGAUGACGAUGUGGUAGAGGCAGGGAUGCCUACAAAAAAGAGAAGCAAAGGCCGAAGGUGA